Striga hermonthica is the source of this 468-nucleotide messenger RNA. NCBI's taxonomy places the organism in Eukaryota, Viridiplantae, Streptophyta, Magnoliopsida, Lamiales, Orobanchaceae. The record is from the annotation of a GenBank genome assembly.
AUGGAGAGUGGGGGCUGUCCGAAGGGGAAAAAUGUGGACUUUCUUUGCUUUGGGUACGGAAAAACCUACAGACCCGUAGCCCUUGUUCUCAAUCAACGGCAAAACCCUUUCACGGACCGAAACAGUUGGGUGCGUCGUGAACCGCAUACUCAAACCAGACAAAUUCUUCCAGUUUGUCAUCGACGACAGCACCGUUGCAUCCCCUGCAUCCUCUGGCUCAACCGCGUAACGACGUCUUACUUCUCCAGGCGCAGUCCGCCAGGUGUUCGAUCGAUUGCCCGAACGGCCUCAAAAUUCGCUGCUCGAGUUCAGGUGGGUGUUGUGGCCAGGGUACGGGGUAGGAUAACCAGAUUCAGGGGUUUGGUUCAGAUGUCGUCUUCGAUGUGGUUAUCGAGGUGGACCCCAAUGCCCAGGUUCUGGCUCGACUGUGUUAGGCUCGCCAGAAAAUGUUACGGCGCAGCCCGCUAG